This is a messenger RNA of Cotesia congregata, 492 nucleotides long. Lineage: Eukaryota; Metazoa; Arthropoda; Insecta; Hymenoptera; Braconidae. The record is from the annotation of a GenBank genome assembly.
AUGGGAAUCGUGUUCGGAGGACCAAGCUGCCAUUACGUUUCAGGAUACCUCAGAAAUUCCAGUGGAAAUUGUGUGAAAGUUGAAGACUGUCCUAAACCUUCCCGUGAAGUAAAUCCCUCUGACAAAUACAGCGAAAAUGAAUGUGGCCCGAUUGAACAUUUAGUUAAAAAUAAUCCUAGUUGUGAGCCAACUUGUUCCCAUCCUCGUUUAGUUAUCUGUUCAAGAGUAAGAUUUGGAGGAUCAGGCUGUUAUUGCAUUGAAGGAUACCUCAGAAAUUCCAAUGGAAAAUGUGUGAAAGUUGAAGACUGUCCUAAUAUUAAACGUGGUGAUAUCAUUUUCCCCGACAACUAAUUAGAUUUUGCUCUUACAUCAUCAACUAAAGUGCUAUUACUUUUAAAAAAUGUCGUUGUCGUUACUGUAGAACAAUAACUUGUAGAAAAAUUUCUACAGCUAAUUACCGUCUUGAAGAAAGUACCUACUGUAAGUUCUCAA